ACUUUUGACUUAUCAAAUUUUUAGAAAAAAAAAAAAAGAAAAGAAAAUAAGCAACGAAAAUUGAAAUGCAGGGGAGCUGUUAGUAAUCGUACAUCACCCCUUCUGGAAUCUGAAACCAUUUGCAGCUCUCAUCUGGUCAAUCAAAUUUCCCUCUCUCUCUUUCUCUCUCCAUAAAUCAAAAUUCUGAAAUCAUCAGUAGGUUUCCCGGUCAGAUCAAAUUGCUAUUUUCUCUAAUUUCCAUUUUUAUUUUUCUCUGUCUCUCUGGACUUUGGCGUUGGAAUGGACCACCAUGGAAAGCCCCAACCAAGGGCCAAGGCAGCUUGCAUGACCUUCCUACCUAAUUAAAACCCUUCCCCUGCCUCUGAGCCCCAAGAGCCAAGAUUUAUUAUCCCCUGCAACUCUACUCCCCUGUUCUGUGCCUCUGCAAACACUAUUCCCCUGUUUCUGCUGGCAGCACCUAUAAAAGAAACAAACGCGAGCUAGGAUACCCACAUGGAUUUCCCCAAGAGCUCCAGCGGAAGCCCUGCAAUUCUCUCCCUGUUCGUCGCUGCCGUCCUUCUCUCCAUCUGCAUAUGCCUCUCUCUCGUCUCCAAACCAUUCUUCCUCUCGUUCCAAGACCCCAAAUGCUCACUCCCAAACCCAUCUUCCGUCGCAGCGGAAAUUUACCCGAGGGACGAGUUGGAGGAGGCCCUGAGAAGCGCCGCGACGGCGGAUAAGACCGUAAUAAUCGCGGUCGUGAACAGGGCGUACGCGGAAGGCGACGACGGCAGGGCGGCGAUGCUGGAUCUGUUCCUGGAGAGCUUCUGGGUGGGGGAGGGGACUCAGGAGCUGGUGGAGCACCUGUUGGUGGUGGCGAUGGACCAGACGGCGUACGGCCGGUGCAAGUUCCGGCGGCUGCACUGUUACCGGCUGGAGACGGAGGGGGUGGAUUUCGGUGGGGAGAAGCUUUACAUGUCGGAGGAUUUCAUCAAGAUGAUGUGGCAAAGGACUCUGUUCCUCUCCGACGUUCUCCGACGAGGCUACAACUUCGUCUUCACGGACACGGACAUCAUGUGGCUGAGGAACCCUUUUUUGAGGCUAAGCAAUAACGAGUCAGAGGAUCUCCAAAUCAGCACCGACGAGUUCAUCGGCGACCCCUGGUCGGAGACCAACCUCAUCAACACUGGCUUCUACUGCGUCCGAUCCAACAACCGGACCAUUUCGCUCUUCGACCGAUGGUACGCGGCCAAGGACAACUCUACGGCAGCCGGAAAGAAGGAGCAGGACGUGCUCCUGGACCUCAUGAGCGGCGGCGCGUUAAGGGAGCUCCGGCUGCGCGUGCGAUUCUUGGACACCCUCUACUUCAGUGGGUUCUGCGAGGACAGCCGGGACAUGGCGGCGGUGACGACGGUGCACGCCAACUGCUGCCAGAGCAUAAUUGCCAAGGUGGCGGACUUGGGCGUCGUCCUCCGCCAGUGGAAGCAGAUGAAGAAGUACUUGAGAAGUAUGACCGCCGCCGCCGCGAGAAAUGGAACGGCGGUGGCGGUUCCGUGGGGAGGGCGCGAACGCCACCCUGCAUGUCUUAAUUCAUGGAUUAAAAAGGCUAAUUAAUUGGUGGUGGUGGGCUUAAUUUUUUAUUUUAUUAAUUUAUUGGAUUAAUGAGGUAUAGUAAAUAAAGUUUAUAUAAAAAUACAUAUUGUCGUACUAGCAAAAGUAUUCCCACUUCGAAAUAAUAAGAUUCUCAAAAUAUUGCUCCAAUAUGUUUUAACGUAUACUUCCUAUUUGAUUUGAAAAUUUUGCUAGGAAAAAAAAAAGAUAAAAAUAUAUAAGAAAAAAUAUUUAAUUUUCAUAUUCUGUUUUUUCUUUACAACAAAUACUAUUAAAAAUUAAAAUAUUUUUAAUAUAUAAAAAAUUUAAAUACUAAUAAUGUGUAAAAUAAAAAUUUAUUAAUUGAAUUAAACAUUUUACUUUCUUAAUCUUCUUUCAACUAUGAAAAAGCGAAUUUUUCUGUUUGUAUAUUUUUUGCCAAACAUUUUUUUUAGAAAAAUUAUAUCGCCCAAGAUAUCUUAUAUUUUUUAAGUUUCAAAUAGAACAUAAUUAAUUCAGAUAAAAUGAUUAACGUCGCCCACUCCAUAAUGGUAAAUGUUUUUACUGAAAUUUGAAAAUAAAAUACAAACUAUUUUAGAUAAAUUAAGAAGAUUACCCGCUAAAAAUAUUAAGAGCCAACAACUGUAAAAGAUUAGAAUAUUUUUGGUAAUAUCUGAACAACUAUAAUUACUAGCAUUGAAAGUUAGCGAAUGUGUCAAUUUUUUUUUCAUCUGUAUAUUUCUUGCUCCUUGACGUUGAAUUGUAUUUAAUGAUGACGCAGUACACGUGGCUGCACUCAAUUGGAUAAAAAUAUUGGCCGCCAUGUAUCAUUGGCGCAGUGUCAUUGAGCAUUACCCAUUUAAUUUAAUUCAAUAACUAAUCAUGUCUUUCUACUGUAAAUUAAACAGGACACAGAUAGCUUGUGGCUGAGGAACCCAUUCUUGAGGCUAAGCAAGAACGAGACAGAGGAUCUCCAAAUCAGCACCGACGAGUUCACCGGCGACCCAUGGUCGGAGAUCCACCUCAUCAACACUGGCUUCUACUACAUCCGAUCCAACAACCGGACGGUCUCCCUCUUCCAUCGGUGGUACGCCGCCAAGGACAACUCCACCGCGGCCGGGAAGAAGGAGCAGGACGUGCUCCUCGACCUAAUGAACGGCGGUGCGUUCAGGGAGCUGCGGCUGCGCGUGCGCUUGUUGGACACCCUCCACUUCAGCGGGUUCUGCCAGGACAGCCGGGACUUGGCGGCGGUGACGACGGUGCACGCCAACUGCUGUCAGAGCAUACGCGCCAAGGUGGCCGACCUGGGAGCCAUCCUCCGCCAGUGGAGGCGGCUCAAGAAGUAUUUGAGGAGGAUGAGCGCCGCCGCCGCUAGAAAUGGAACGGCGGUGGCGGUUCCGUGGGCUGGGCGCCACCGCCACCCUGCUUGUGUAAAUUCGUGGAUUAAGCCUAAAAAUUAAUAAGGGCUAAGUGGGUAAUUAAAAGGGGUAGUGGGCUUAAUUUUUUUUAUUUAAUUAAUUUAUUCGAUCAGCGAGGAAUAAUAAUUGAAUGUAUAUUGAAAAGUAUAUUUAGUGGUUAUUUCUUA
Malania oleifera is the source of this 3151-nucleotide messenger RNA. RefSeq lists its product as uncharacterized. Lineage: Eukaryota; Viridiplantae; Streptophyta; Magnoliopsida; Santalales; Ximeniaceae. The transcript has 3 exons. The record is from RefSeq and is a predicted model, not a curated record. Bases 493 to 1590 code for a protein of 365 amino acids.